CUUCCCCUGUCAGUAUCACCAUCAAUCACAAUCAAAGUGUUGGAAUCAUCUCCAAUCUAAGCUCGACUGCAAGCAGUUCAACAGCAGACUGGAACCUGACAACGGGAGUACCAGGUGACAUUUGACAUCUACAGUCACUCCUUUUGACGCUACAACAACAACUCUAAAUGUUACUGUUCUGCACAAAAUUAACACCACCACGUCAAAGCUUUCCUUGACUUUGUCGACAACAACUGUUUUGGUCCAACAAGCUGGAAAAGCUAGCUUUUUUCAAAAGUUUUAUAGUUGAAAUUACUUGUUAGUAGAUGCAAUUUGUAUUCCAUGGAUUAAGGCAUUACAAGAAUAGACUUUUCCUUCAUCCACUUGGAUCUCUUUGGAGUAGAAUAGGAGUUUUAGAUCAUAGUCUCAAAUAGCAAACUUUAUUCACGUCUACAUUUAUCAGAUUUUGUCCACUAUAUGUCAAUAAUUGAUUCUUGUCACUUGCCAAGGUACAGGUACUACAUCUAAAACUACCUUAAGCCAAGCGGCCCAGGAGGAACAAACCAAACAGAUGCUGGAUCAAACAAGGGAUGCGUCUAACCUAAACUCCUCUCAGGUGGCAAAGUUGGUGGGAGACUUGGAGAAGCUUCUGGAAGGCCCCACAGUCUCUAAGGCUGUGGGACAAAAUGUUGUCAACAUAAUAAGCAACCUGAUGGGGGGCAACACGCUGGCCCUGUCUGCAUCUGCUAACAGGCUGAUUCGCCUGGUAGACGAUCUGGGCAUUAAACUGGUAGUCGCUGGCGACACAGAGAUCCUUUCUGCAGGUUCGCUGGUUCUGGCUGUGAGGGAAGUCGAUGGGACCAACUUUCCAGUAACAUCUGUUGAUAUUUUCAACACCGAUAAUGUCCAGCUCCGUGCCCUCAGUAGAUCCCGGUCCAAGAGGUCCGGGUCUGCUCUGGGGUCAGUAUUCUUGCCCUCCUCCCUCACCAAUGGGCUAAGUCUUGAACAGCAGAAGGAGGCCAACAGGGUCCAGUUCAACUUCUACACCAAAUCAGCCUUAUUCCAGGAUGCAUCAUUAGAUACCAAAACCCUUGUCAGUCCAGUUCUGGCUGCCAGUGUGGCCAAUCUGUCAAUAAGUAACCUGGCGGAGAACAUUCAGUUUACCAUCCGAAACAUCGACCCCAUGCGAGAGAACUACACAGCCUCCUGUGUCUUUUGGCAAAUAACAGAUGGUACAGGACACUGGAGCUCUGCUGGCUGCUCUGUUGUCAAUGCCACAGCAGAAGAAACUACCUGCAGCUGCAACCAUCUCACGUCGUUUGCAAUUCUGCUGGAUUUGUCCAGAGACACAUCAAUUGACCCUGGGCAGUUGAAAAUCCUCACUUUCAUCACUUACAUCGGCUGCGGAAUCUCUACCAUUUUCCUCGCCCUCACCUUACUGACAUAUUUGUCAUUUGAUAAACUGCUGCGAGAUAUUCCUGCCAAGAUCCUGGUUCAGCUGUGCCUGUCCCUCUUCCUCCUCAACCUGGUCUUCCUCCUGGACGGCUGGCUCGCACUCUUCACAGCGCCUGGGCUGUGCAUUAGCACCGCCUUCUUCCUGCACUACUUCCUGCUGACAUCAUUCACCUGGGCGGGGCUUGAGGCCCUGCACAUGUACCUGAGCAUCGUCCGGGUGUUUACGCCCUACCUCAGCAGAUACAUGCUCAAGUUCUCCCUGCUGGGGUGGGGUAUUCCACUUCUGGUGGUGACAGUGGUAAUAUCAGUGGACAAAGACAACUACGGUCUGGUAACUUAUGGAAAAUACAGAAAUGACACUUCUAAUGACUUCUGUUGGCUGCGUAACGACAUCGCCUUCUAUGUGAGCGUGGUGGCCUACUUCCUCCUGGUCUUCUGUCUGUGCCUGCUGUGCUUCAUCGUCGUCCUGAUGCAACUGUCCCGGAUCAAAAAGCAGAACCCCCAUAACCAGGCUCCCAACCGGGGGGUGAUGAAAGACAUGCGCAGCAUCGUUGGCCUCAUCGUGCUGCUGGGCCUCACCUGGGGGUUCUCCCUGUUCGCCUGGGGACCCCUCUACUUGCCCUUUGUCUACCUCUUCACUAUAUUCAACUCUCUGCAGGGAUUCUUUGUCUUCAUUUUCCACUGUGCCGUGAAAGAGAGCGUCCGCCGGCAGUGGAGAACUUACCUUUGCUGCGGGAAACUGCGAUUGGCUGAAAACUCAGACUGGAGUCGGACGGCCACCCAGAUCAACAAAAAACGGGGGAUGUCUGUCGCCACGACCUCCACCUACACGGCCAACGCCACCCCCCGAAGCGCCUCCGUCAUCAGCGUCCUCACCAGCGGGAGCGACUCCGUGUUCAUGGACAGCGGAAUAAGCGACGGCUCCAACAGCGACGCGCUCCUCAACGAGAUUCACCAACGAAAUCCCUCCUUGUGAGCGCGAGGGCCCCCGGCCGUGUCCUGCGUCCCUUCGUGAUCACGGAUGAUCCCGUCAUCCAGUGUGAGGGAGCCGGGAGCUCCUGCAGCUAACAGGCUCAGAGAAAAGCUCCCCGGUGCGACACCAGAUGAAGGUUUUACAGGUGGAAUGAAGGAAGGAGGAGUGAGACUGAACCACCUGUAGAGAGGCUGACCAGAUGCCUUUUCUUUUCAACGGUGGAAUCCACGAACAGAGAAAGGAUGUAAGAGACGUGUGUGUGUCUCUCUGACUGAAUUGUCUCACAGCGGUGUCUCAGUGUUUGUGCGUCUUGCUUGUUUCAAAGCAAAAUCACUGUGAACAUGAAAGAUGGUGGUAUUAUUUUUCUUGGAGAAAGCCUAUAACAUGGAACACAGAUUGCAUCCAAUUAGUAGUUUUGAGCAAAUGCUGAAAGCUUUGUAGAAAUGUAUAUUUGAGUCUAUUUUUCUAUGCUUUUGUAUAUUUAUUUUUUCCUUUUGUGUAACACAUGAAGCAAUUUCCAGCGUGUUUAAAAUGCUCCACCGCCCUUUGCUUGUGUACACUCGCUGAUGGAGCAAUUCCCAAGGUCCCCUGGGAAAGGAUCCGCUACCUCGAGCCGGAAGCCGGAGAAAUGAAGGAAAAAGUGCGCACGCUAAAACGAAUGCUCGAUCUUUAUACAAAACAAGGCAUUUAUUCAUAACAAAUAGAUAUAAAAUGUCUUUGUAUGAGUAAUUUAGAGUAGUGGCGGUUCAAAAGCAUUUCAAAUGAUGGGCAGACUCAUUACACACCACUGCUCAACGCCAUGAGAGAGGAGAUAAUAAAACCUCUACUUAUACCUGU
Messenger RNA from Gasterosteus aculeatus aculeatus (three-spined stickleback), 3244 nucleotides. The record is from RefSeq and is a predicted model, not a curated record. Lineage: Eukaryota; Metazoa; Chordata; Actinopteri; Perciformes; Gasterosteidae.